Molecule: messenger RNA, 360 nt
Organism: Cooperia oncophora
Lineage: Eukaryota; Metazoa; Nematoda; Chromadorea; Rhabditida; Trichostrongylidae
Source: the annotation of a GenBank genome assembly
AUGUAUCAAGGAAUAGAUGCAGUGGGAGUGGAUAUUCAGCCAAUCGAGAAUUACAAUGAGUGGCGUAUGAUCUACUUCAUAUCGUUUCUAUUGCUUGUCGGAUUCUUCGUACUGAAUAUGUUCGUCGGAGUUGUAGUCGAGAACUUUCACAAAUGUAAGGAGGCCCUAGAAAAGGAAAUGCGUGAGAAAGCCCGAGAGAAGCGGCUACAGCGAAAGCUGAAACGUCAGAAGUACGAAGAGAGUGUAGCAGGAAGGAAGAAGAAAGGUGUGCUUCAUUGUUCUGAUCUCUUGAAUGAUUUCAUUUCAAAAAUAUUUAACAAAGGACAGCUGUCGUGGAUGGGAAUAAACGAGUUUCCCCUA